UACUGUGAGUAAAGUAUAAUGUCCCACCACACUGACAAAGCUAGGUCACGUGAGAUGUCCGUGCUGUCCGUGACACUGUCCCACUUCUUGUCAUACAUCUGGAUGUUCACAUGUUCCAGGAAUAGAAUUGAAUACCAUCCCCUCAUUUAGUUAUCUACAAUGGGACCUUCACAUUCGUCAAUCAUGAAGACAUACUUGCACUUAAAGAAAACAAGUCUGGUAAGUGCUGAGCAUACGGGGAAAUAUCAAACUUACAGAAAGUAUGGCGCUCGACACUGGAUUUGUAUUUGUGGUGUUAUUCUGGGUGCCGCUAGUGACAGCGAAGCUGAUUGUCUACCCGUCUGCUGAGGGUGCACCGAGAUCCGACAAAUAUCAGAUCUAUGUGACCCAAGGCAGUCAGGUGAGUGAAAGUCACGUGUACAUCACGUGGUCCGACAAUAGGACGCGGGACAGCCCUGUGGUCAUUGGGGGACGCACUUUGUCCUGGACCGCCUUCGCCUUUGAUGAAGCCGCCGUCAGCGUACAGGUGCACACACCCAGGGAUUUCAGUACUUGCCUCAUCAGACCCCGGGGGUACGGAUACUCGUGCACCCGCUCAGGCCCUCAGGUUGCUCAGUUUCAAAUCAUCAGGAAUUCCACAAUGAUGUCUGUAGAGUUUGAUUACGAUAACGGCACCACAGGUGUGAGAGACAUCACAGACAAGUUGCUCGUCUUUGCCGACCCUCCAGAAACGGAGGUCCCAUCAAAAAACGACAGCAGUGUUCUGUACUACGAUGUUGGAGUCUACAACCUGGGCCGGCAGCUCGUGAUACCUAGCAAGAUCAAACAGAUUUACCUGGCCCCAGGUGCGUUUGUUCAAGGAGGAUUCAGAACAUCUGGCGAUCAGUCGGUGAAAAUCUACGGGAGAGGCAUCGUCGAUAACAGCAUAUAUCGAUGGCACGAUUCCAGAUUCCUGUGGGCGGCGAUUUUACUGGAUGACGGGGGAGGUCAUACUGUGGAAGGCAUCACCAUCAGCAACUCUGUGCAGUUCUUUUUGCGGGGACUGAGCAGCGACAACCUCUACCGCAACGUCAAGACGGUCGGUGCCUGGAUCUACAACAACGAUGGGUUCUCCAUCGGCAACAACGGCGCCAUUGAGGACUGCUUCAUCCACGCAAACGAUGACGCCAUCAAGCUGUACGCCAGUGACAUGAGGGUGUCUCGAUGCGUGGUGUGGCAAGCACAAAAUGGCGCAGUCUUUCAAACAGGCUGGUGGCCUGAGAGAGACAUACACAGUAUAACGGUUACAGACAUAGAUGUCAUUCAUACGGACUGGUGCGCCUUCGAGGGCAACAACUGCCUGACCUCUGACAAUAAUGCGGUGUUCAACAUGGCAGGUCAAACUUUGAACGUCUCGGUUUCAGACAUCGAAUUUGUCAGUGUUCGAGUAGAAGGAAAUUGCCCACGCACGAUCUACUGGAAGAUGGCCGCCGGUGCAAGAGGACUUGCCAGCAAUGUUCUCUUUCACAACUGGGAGGUUGAGUCUCAGCCCGCAGACGAUAAAAUCCACAACGAAAUCGCCGGGUCUGGAACCACGGGCAUAGUCAGAGACUGGAUUUUCUCAAACUUGUUUAUUGGAGGUGGUUGUGUUCUCAAUCCCACUUCUGCUAAUUUUCUUAUUGACGGCAACACGACAAGUGCAAUUAACUUUGAAUGUCAAAUUGGUAAACGGUGAGGUGAUUGAGAUAUGUUUUCAGCCGCAGACAAUUGUUGGAAGAUUUGCUAGGAGAAAAUUUUGGUCAUAUUUUUUUAGCUUUGCAAUGCAGUCUAUUGAGAGAAAUUAUGAAAAAUUUUGUAGCAGUUAAUGGACGUUUGUUGCCCUGAAAUGCAAUCAAUUGACUACACACAAACUUAUAUAUAUUGUACAAUAUUGUACCAAGGGGAUUAGAAAAGUGUCAAAAGUUUUCUAUCCUGAAAUUUGUCGAAUAUGCAUGUGUAUUAAAACAAUUACUUUCGUUCAGACGUAAAAUUUUAUUCUUUACUGCUUGAUGCUGAACCCAAAAGCUAGAUACAGUAAUAAAAACAGUUUAUGAAAAUCUGUCAUCUUUCUAUAUCACUAACCGCGAAUAACAAAUGUGGAGAAUGCAGGAUCUCUUUCCAGAAGAAAAGCACAGAGAGAAAAACAAGUGAGUGAGAGAGUACGGGAAGGGCUGCGAUGAGUAUGAACAUGUAAACUGUCUUUGAACUAGUUUACAAACAUAUGGACAGAAAGAUUAUAUCUUUACCAACGCCAUAUUCUACGCCUUCACACGUUUUUUUGUUUCCUCCAACAGUUUUUUUAUCUCUCCAGAGGUUUGUUAGUUCUCUCUUUUUACCACACCCUGCUUUCUGCGAUUGCUGAAUUCCUGAAACGUUUGUCGGAACCGACUUGCUUUUCAUGUACAGUCUGCUUCCGGAUGGAUCUUCUUAUCUUUGAGGUUCACUUUUUUAAUGCUUUUAAUGCGUUGUUUUAUAAGUUUAUUUACUUCAAAGAUUUUUGUUGAUUUAUUGUUGUGUGGAUACAAUCCUUAUCUAUCUCCCUUAGAGAAUACGCUGAUCUCCCCUUGGUCGCUUACUUGCUCCUGAACUUGAUGCACCGGCUGCUGUUGGCGGGCUCUAACUCCUCCCUGCCACUCUGCUUUGAAGUAGCAGCCCCUGAAACUCGCUGUGGAUGCCUGAGGUGUCUUUUUAAAAACAUGUUCGGGGAUAAUUGGUUGCCAAGGGAAGACGUGAUCGAUGAACCAGAGUUGUCUAAAGGCCUCGGUGGUUGUUAUUGUUCUACCAGUUUCUUCCCCACUACCACAAAAACACAAGUGCUUGGAGUACAAUGUAUGGCCCUUGAUUGCAACAUUGUCUGGAUAAUAAUCGUAUUGCAAAAAAAAAAAAAAAAAAAAAAAAAA
Messenger RNA from Pomacea canaliculata, 2918 nucleotides. Its product is annotated as dextranase-like. The record is from RefSeq and is a predicted model, not a curated record. The transcript is spliced from 7 exons. Lineage: Eukaryota; Metazoa; Mollusca; Gastropoda; Architaenioglossa; Ampullariidae. Bases 263 to 1714 code for a protein of 483 amino acids.